Thelazia callipaeda (thelaziosis nematode) is the source of this 675-nucleotide messenger RNA. The record is from the annotation of a GenBank genome assembly. Lineage: Eukaryota; Metazoa; Nematoda; Chromadorea; Rhabditida; Thelaziidae.
AUGUAUUUCUCUUUUGUUUUGUUUUCAGGUGAUAACAUGGUUGUGCAUCGUGACAGCGCAACCAACAAUAUUGAAACAGCUUUUAAAUUUACAAAGGAAAAUAUGAAGCGUGUUGAAGCUCUUAUUGCAAGAUACCCACCUGAAUAUAAGUGUGGCGCAUUGAUUCCUAUAUUGGAUCUGGCACAACGGCAGCAUGGAUGGUUACCUAUUUCCGCGAUGCAUGAAGUUGCUCGUAUUAUUGGAGUUGCACGAAUGCGAGUAUAUGAAGUGGCUACCUUUUAUACUAUGUUUAAUCGGAAACCAGUGGGAAAAAAUUUUGUGCAAGUUUGUGGAACAACUCCAUGCAUGCUUAGGGGUGCUGAGUCUAUAAUAGAAGCUGUUAGCAAGAAACUCGGUAUAAAAGUUGGGGAGACGACAGAAGAUGGACUUUUUACGUUAACCGAAGUUGAAUGUCUUGGUGCUUGUGUCAAUGCACCAAUGGCUCAGAUAAAUGAUGAUUACUACGAGGACUUAACUCCGAAGGAUGUAAAUGAUAUACUGGAUGAAUUAAAAGCAGGAAAACGACCGAAACCUGGUCCGAGAAGUGGUCGUUUAGCUGCCGAACCAAUUAAUGGGCUAACAACUCUUACAACGCAGCCGAAACCUCCUGGUUUUGGUUUUCAGUCAGGAAUUUGA